Plasmopara halstedii is the source of this 9423-nucleotide messenger RNA. RefSeq names its product pre-mrna-processing-splicing factor 8. Gene Ontology annotation, biological process: mRNA splicing, via spliceosome; spliceosomal tri-snRNP complex assembly. The transcript is spliced from 9 exons. The coding region runs from base 1 to 9423 and encodes 3140 amino acids. The record is from RefSeq and is a predicted model, not a curated record. Gene Ontology annotation, molecular function: protein binding; U2 snRNA binding; U5 snRNA binding. Lineage: Eukaryota; Oomycota; Peronosporomycetes; Peronosporales; Peronosporaceae. Gene Ontology annotation, cellular component: catalytic step 2 spliceosome; U5 snRNP.
AUGUCGCAGCCCGGAGCCACCGAUGUGGACAUGGUAGGCGCUGCAUCCAUACCUGAUGGCUAUACAAAUGGAAAUGGCGUUUAUCCAACUCCAUCUCCGGCCUUUAUGUCACCUGAAGAAAAAAAUAGGAUGCUAGAAGAGCGUAGCCGCCGUUGGGACAAAAUGAACGCCAAGCGCUACGGCGAGAAGCGUAAGUUUGGGUUUGUGGAGAGUGUCAAAGAUGAUAUGCCACCUGAGCAUGUUCGAAAGAUUGUCAAGGAUCAUGGAGAUAUGAGUAGUAAGAAAUUUCGCCAUGAUAAGCGCGUGUACUUAGGAGCGUUGAAAUACGUACCUCAUGCCAUUUUCAAGCUUCUGGAGAAUAUGCCGAUGCCUUGGGAGCAAAUUAAGGACGUAAAAGUAUUGUAUCACGUUACAGGUGCUAUCACUUUUGUAAACGAGAUCCCGUGGGUUAUUGAACCCGUUUACAUAGCUCAAUGGGGGACCAUGUGGAUCAUGAUGCGCCGCGAAAAGCGGGACCGUCGACACUUCAAGCGUAUGCGCUUUCCUCCUUUUGAUGAUGAAGAGCCACCAUUGGAUUAUGGAGACAACAUCCUUGAUAUUGAGCCUUCUGAGAGCAUUACAAUGGAGCUUGACGAAGACGACGAUGAAGCAGUGAUCGAGUGGCUAUACGAUUCAAAGCCACUUAUUGACACAAAGUUUGUGAACGGACCGAGCUAUCGCACGUGGCGUUUGCCUGUGCCAAUUAUGGCAAAUUUACACCGUCUUGCAGGUCAAUUGAUGAGCGACUUGAUUGACCCAAACUACGAGUAUUUGUUCGACAAAAAGUCUUUUUUUACUGCGAAGGCACUAAAUGUAGCCAUUCCUGGUGGUCCCAAAUUCGAACCGUUGUAUCGAGAUUUGGAUGAAGACGAUGAAGACUGGAAUGAAUUUAAUGACGUCAACAAGAUUAUCAUUCGCCAUCAGAUACGCACCGAAUAUAAGGUGGCAUUUCCUUUUUUGUACAACAAUCGACCCCGUUCGGUCCACAUUCAGCCGUACCAUACGCCGGCGCUGUGUUACAUUAAAGCUGAGGACCCGGACCUCCCAGCGUUUUACUUCGACCCGAUUGUAAAUCCUAUUUCGCAUUUUCGAGUGAAUCGCUUGGAGAACGGUAAUAAUUCUGACGAAAAGAUAGAAGACGAGGAAGAUGAUGAGUUUAAAUUGCCAUUAGGGCUGGACCCUCUUUUGACAGACGAUCCACUGUAUACCUCCGAUACAGCGAACGGUAUUGCUCUGUACUGGGCCCCACGACCAUUUAAUUUACGCACAGGUCGUACACGUCGAGCAAUUGAUGUGCCUCUAGUUAACAAAUGGUUUCAAGAACAUUGUCCACAAGGCCAGCCUGUUAAAGUGCGAGUCAGUUACCAAAAGCUGCUCAAAUGCUGGGUUUUGAACUCACUACACCACCGUCCACCAAAGGCAUUAAACAAGCGGUAUUUGUUUAAGUCACUUAAGUCGACUAAAUUUUUUCAGAGCACUGAAUUAGACUGGGUCGAAGCGGGUCUGCAAGUUUGUCGUCAAGGUUACAAUAUGCUGAACUUGUUAAUUCACCGCAAAAAUCUUAAUUACCUACAUCUGGAUUACAAUUUCAAUUUAAAACCUAUCAAGACGCUGACGACAAAGGAACGAAAAAAGUCACGAUUUGGCAAUGCGUUUCACUUGACUCGAGAAAUUUUGCGUUUGACAAAGCUCAUUGUGGAUGCACAUGUGCAAUAUCGCUUGGGUAAUGUGGAUGCAUUUCAGUUGGCUGAUGGAUUGCAGUAUAUCUUUGCUCACGUUGGUCAGUUGACGGGUAUGUAUCGGUAUAAGUACCGUCUCAUGCGUCAGGUGCGUAUGUGCAAGGACUUAAAGCACUUAAUAUAUUAUCGAUUCAACACUGGACCUGUGGGGAAGGGGCCUGGAUGUGGCUUCUGGGCACCUGGAUGGCGUGUGUGGCUAUUCUUUUUGAGAGGAAUUGUGCCGCUGCUAGAGAGAUGGCUUGGAAAUUUGUUGGCGCGUCAAUUUGAAGGUCGCCAUUCGAAGGGUAUCGCGAAAACAGUCACCAAGCAGCGCGUUGAAAGCCACUUUGAUCUCGAGCUGCGUGCAGCUGUGAUGCACGAUAUUUUGGAUAUGAUGCCUGAAGGGGUCAAGGUAAACAAGUCCCGGACUAUCAUGUCGCAUCUUAGUGAAGCGUGGCGCUGUUGGAAAGCGAAUAUCCCGUGGAAGGUGCCGGGCUUACCCGCUCCCAUUGAAAAUAUGAUUUUGCGUUACGUCAAGUCCAAGGCAGACUGGUGGACUAAUGUUGCUCACUACAACCGUGAGCGUAUCAAACGUGGUGCAACUGUUGAUAAAACUGUCUGUAAGAAAAAUCUAGGCCGUCUGACGCGAUUGUGGUUAAAGGCUGAGCAAGAGCGUCAGCACAAUUACCUAAAAGACGGCCCGUACGUGUCGGCCGAGGAAGCUGUCGCAGUUUACACGACCACAGUACAUUGGUUGGAAAGCCGUAAGUUUGCGCCAAUUCCGUUUCCACCACUGUCGUACAAGCAUGACACAAAGCUUCUCAUUCUUGCACUUGAACGGCUGAAAGAGAAUUACUCUGUCAACAGCCGGCUAAACCAGACCGAUCGCGAAGAGCUUGGGUUGAUUGAACAAGCCUAUGAUAAUCCUCAUGAAGCUUUGUCGCGAAUUAAGCGGCACUUGCUCACACAGCGUGCUUUUAAGGAACUUCACAUUGAAUUUUUAGACAUGUACAGCCACCUUGUUCCAGUGUACCAUAUCGAACCGCUGGAAAAGAUUACAGACGCUUACCUUGAUCAGUAUUUGUGGUAUGAAGCUGAUAAACGCCAUUUGUUUCCAUGCUGGAUCAAGCCAAGUGACUCAGAGCCCCCUCCACUUCUUGUUUAUAAGUGGUGCCAGGGAGUCAAUAAUUUGCACCAAAUCUGGGACACGUCCGCAGACGAGUGCGUCGUGAUGUUGGAGUCGAAGCUUGAAAAGGUUUACGAGAAGAUCGACUUGACGUUGUUAAACCGGCUCUUGCGAUUGAUUUUAGACCACAACAUUGCUGACUACAUGACUGCGAAAAAUAAUAUUGUGAUCGCGUACAAGGACAUGAUGCACACGAACUCAUACGGUCUUAUUCGUGGAUUGCAGUUCGGAUCCUUCAUAUUCCAAUACUACGGUUUGAUUUUAGACCUGUUGUUGCUGGGCUUGACCCGUGCGACAGAAAUUGCCGGUCCACCAGAGCUACCGAACGAAUAUUUAUCCUUUAAAGAUACGCCUACGGAGACUCGACAUCCCAUCCGCUUGUAUACGCGCUAUAUUGAUAAAAUAUAUGUUCUCUUUCGAUUCGAUGCUGAGGAUUCUCGUGAUUUGAUUCAGCGGUAUUUGACAGAGCACCCGGAUCCGAAUAAUGAGAAUGUUGUCGGCUACAAUAACAAAAAGUGCUGGCCUCGUGACGCUCGCAUGAGGUUGAUGAAACACGAUGUGAACCUUGGCAGGGCAACAUUCUGGGACAUGAAGAAUCGACUGCCACGAUCAAUGACGACGUUUGAUUGGGACAGCAGCUUCGUGUCUGUGUAUUCAAAGGAUAACCCAAACUUGUUGUUCGCCAUGUGCGGUUUUGAGGUGCGCAUUCUCCCCAAGAUUCGUGCCGUAGAUGCUGAAUUUACACACAAGGAUGGCGUUUGGAUUCUGCAAAAUGAGACGACCAAAGAGCGAACUGCGCAAGCCUACCUUCGCGUUGACGAUGAAGCCUUGCACACAUUCGAAAAUCGCAUUAGGCAGAUUCUUAUGUCUUCUGGUAGUACAACAUUCACAAAGGUUGCAAACAAGUGGAACUCGGCACUCAUUGGCCUGAUGACAUACUACCGAGAGUCGGUCGUACAGACGCAGGAAUUGCUUGAUCUUCUUGUGAAGUGUGAGAAUAAAAUUCAGACUCGUAUUAAGAUUGGCUUGAACUCGAAGAUGCCGUCUCGAUUCCCUCCUGUAGUGUUCUAUACGCCAAAAGAAUUAGGUGGUCUGGGUAUGCUAUCUAUGGGUCACGUUCUCAUUCCACAGUCGGAUCUUCGCUACUCAAAACAAACUGAAGGUGGGGGUGUAACGCAUUUUCGUUCGGGAAUGUCUCACGAAGAAGACCAGCUGAUUCCAAACUUGUUCCGCUAUUUACAACCGUGGGAAUCCGAAUUUAUUGACUCGCAGCGCGUGUGGGCUGAGUACGCCUUGAAACGUCAAGAAGCAAAUGCGCAAAAUCGUCGCUUGACUUUGGAGGAUCUUGAAGACUCGUGGGAUCGUGGUAUUCCGCGUAUAAACACGCUGUUUCAGAAGGAUCGACACACUUUAGCUUACGACAAGGGCUGGCGCGUGCGGACAGGAUUUAAGACAUAUCAAGUUCCGCGCUUAAAUCCCUUUUGGUGGACACACCAACGACACGAUGGCAAGCUAUGGAAUCUAAACAAUUACCGAACAGAUAUGAUCCAAGCCCUAGGUGGUGUCGAAGGUAUUCUGGAGCAUACCCUGUUUAAGGGCACGUAUUUUCCGACGUGGGAAGGUUUGUUCUGGGAGAAGGCGUCGGGCUUUGAGGAAAGCAUGAAGUACAAGAAGUUGACAAAUGCGCAGCGAUCUGGCUUGAAUCAAAUUCCAAACCGUCGAUUUACAUUGUGGUGGUCGCCUACGAUCAACCGCGCGAAUGUUUAUGUUGGCUUUCAGGUGCAGCUGGAUCUCACAGGGAUCUUCAUGCACGAUUUUCCGUGCACAUUUGUGGCAGAAGAUCCACGAAUCUUUGGUGAUGGAUCUAGUUCAAGGUUUGCUGCGCGAUAUAUGACUCUAACCUCAUUUACCUCUUUUUCUAACUUGUUUGUGACGUUUGAUUUACGUGCAGUGUUCGACCAGGAGCUGGAUGCAUUAGAAAUUGAAAAUGUGCAAAAGGAGACAAUUCACCCUCGCAAGUCGUACAAGAUGAACUCUUCCUGCGCGGACGUUCUACUUUUUGCUGCGUAUAAGUGGCAGAUGGGCCGACCGACGCUGCUACACGACACGAAAGAUAGCUACGACGGCUCAACAAGCUCCAAGUAUUGGAUUGAUGUGCAGCUUCGCUGGGGUGACUUUGAUUCUCACGAUAUUGAACGAUAUGCGCGAGCUAAGUUUUUGGACUACACGACAGACAACAUGACAAUCUAUCCGUCACCAACGGGUGUACUUCUCGCGGUGGAUCUCGCGUAUAACUUGUACAGUGGGUACGGAAACUGGUUUCCAGGCUGCAAGCCUUUAAUGCAGCAGGCGAUGGCGAAGAUUAUGAAAGCUAAUCCUGCUUUGUAUGUGCUGCGCGAGCGUAUUCGAAAGGGAUUACAGCUCUACUCAUCUGAGCCAACAGAGCCUUACCUGUCCAGUCAAAACUAUGGCGAGCUGUUUUCGAAUCAAAUUAUCUGGUUUGUUGAUGAUACGAAUGUGUACCGCGUGACAAUCCACAAGACUUUUGAGGGAAACUUGACGACAAAACCCAUCAAUGGUGCCAUCUUCAUAUUCAACCCGCGCACUGGUCAGCUAUUCCUCAAAAUCAUUCACACGUCCGUGUGGGCAGGUCAAAAGCGAUUGGGUCAACUGGCUAAGUGGAAGACUGCAGAGGAAGUUGCCGCUUUGAUUCGGUCACUGCCUGUUGAAGAGCAGCCGAAACAAAUUAUUGUAACGCGCAAGGGUAUGCUAGAUCCUUUGGAAGUGCAUCUGUUGGAUUUUCCGAAUAUAGUCAUCAAAGGAAGCGAGCUUCAGCUGCCGUUCCAGGCAUGCUUGAAGGUUGAAAAAUUUGGUGAUUUGAUUUUAAAGGCGACAGAGCCGCAGAUGGUGCUGUUUAACAUCUACGACGACUGGCUGAACACGAUCACGUCCUACACAGCGUUCUCUCGUCUGAUCUUGAUUCUGCGAGCAUUGCAUGUCAGCAAUGAUCGUACCAAAAUCAUAUUGCGGCCUGAUGGCGAGACAACUACGCAGCCGCAUCACAUUUGGCCGUCACUGACUGAUGAGCAGUGGUUAAAGGUCGAAGUUCAAUUGAAAGACCUGAUUUUGGGAGAUUAUGGGAAGAAAAAUAAUGUGAAUGUUGCUUCACUGACCCAAUCAGAGAUCCGUGACAUCAUUCUGGGUAUGGAAAUCUCAGCGCCUUCAUUGCAGCGUCAACAGGUUGCUGAGAUUGAGCAACAGGCACGAGAGCAGAGCCAAUUAACGUCCGUGACAACCAAGACAGUGAAUAAACAUGGUGAUGAAAUGGUGGUGACGACGACAAGCCAGUAUGAGCAGCAUUCGUUCGCGUCCAAAACGGAUUGGCGCGUGCGUGCAAUCUCCGCGACGAAUUUGCACUUGCGCACGAAUCACAUCUACGUGUCAUCAGACGAUAUUAAAGAGACUGGAUUUACGUAUGUCUUGCCGAAAAACGUGCUAAACAAGUUUAUCACAGUAUCAGAUUUGCGUACGCAAAUUUGUGGUUUAAUGUAUGGUGUAAGUCCACCCGACAAUCCCCAAGUCAAAGAAAUUCGCUGUAUUGUGAUGCCACCACAACUUGGAACGCAUCAGAGUGUGACGAUCCCAUUGCAUAUGCCCGAACACGAGUAUUUAGAGGAGAUGGAUGCGCUUGGUUGGCUUCAUACACAGCCCAAUGAAUUGCCGAGUUUGCCGCCACAGGAUAUUACAUUUCAUUCAAAAAUCAUGUCAGAGAAUACUUCGUGGGAUGGAGAAAAGGCAAUUAUUAUUACGUGCAGCUUCACUCCUGGUUCGUGCUCGCUGACAGCUUACAAGUUGACGCCAGCGGGUUACGAAUGGGGGCGUCAAAAUAAGGACAACGGUGCGAAUCCCGCGGGAUUCGUUCCGACACACUAUGAAAAGGUGCAAAUGCUACUGUCAGACCGGUUCAUGGGUUUCUAUAUGGUGCCCGAGGAAGACGUGUGGAACUACAACUUUAUGGGCGUCAAACACAACACAGGUAUGAAGUAUGACCUCAAGUUGGGUAACCCCAAGGAGUUUUACCAUGAAAUUCACCGCAAGACGCAUUUCAUGAACUUCAGUGCACUUGAAGCUACUGACGAUGACGUCGAUGAGGAGCAGCAGAAUAGUUGUGAUUGGGCGAAACCAAAUAUUAUCUCCACCCCACGAUAUUACUCAGAAAUCCUAAUAAGAAGAAAAGUUGUUGCGCACUACUCGUCCGCCCCCUUGCUAGCGUUGCCGCCGUGCAAAGUUCUACGGAUAACAUUUUGCAUCAGUGGAAAGAAAGUAAUCCAAUUUGCUAAAAGAAAAGCAAAAGAAGUAUUAUACAUUGAUUGCAACAUGUCUGGCGUCAAGGACAACAAGUCCUCGCUGAGCCAUCGUGCUCAGCAGAAGUUCAAUGCUGGCAAGUACGAAGAGGCAGUAGAUGCAUUAGAAAAGCUGGUAGAGGAACUUGACCCUCGCCAGGAUCUAAAAGUGCGCCACAACUUGGCUUUAGCUCGCUUUGCCGCAAGACUUGAUACACCUGAUAAGCUACAACAAGCACUUCGCCAGAACUUACGCACACAGCUGCAAGAAUACGAAAAGAAUAGCAAAGUAGCGUCCACAUUGGAUGCUGAGACCGAGGGAGAUAGUGGCUCGUUUUCGAUUGAUAGAGAGCUAGCGUAUCUUCGUUACAAUUAUGCGGCGUCCCUCUUUCUGUCCAAGCAGUACGCACAGGCUUGUUCAGUAUUGGACCUUGUGAUGCGUAGUGUGGUCUCUAUUGAUGAAAAUGUAGCUAUGCACGCCAGUUUUCUUUACCUGGACGUUAUAUUGCAUAGCAGUAGAGGUUGUGUGAGUACAGAGCGGGAACGAAUGGCAACGAUUAAGAAGGCCCAAAGCAUUAUGACGUUUUUGGAGAAGCCGCACCGAUUUAAUACAGUACAGGAUGUGGCAGACCAUUUGGUGCAACGAGAUGCUAAUGGGAAUGUAAAGGAGACAGAUCUGCAGAGGAAAAAUCGAUGGGAUGUGACUGAGUUUCGCUUUCGACUGCAUUUGUACCGUGCUAAGUUUAUGCUAUUACAGAGCAAUUUAAAAACUGCGAAAAAGGAAGUGAAGUCAGCUCUGGAGAUAUUUCAAAAGGAGAUAAAGACGUAUGAUCGAGGAGACUCGAAAGUGACGUCAUCUGUAUUAUCCAUGGAUUCGGAGAAGACGAGCUCUUCCAUAGGACACCCGUGUCUGACAGUUCAGAACUCGACGGCACUAUUUCUUAAAGCAAACUUGGAAUAUUUAAAAAAGAACUACACGAAAUGUAUUAAGCUCUUAGCAUCGUGUACUCAGGAAGCAGUGAGUGAGAGUAUUUUGCUGAAUAAUAUGGGCUGCAUCCAUUAUCAAAUGGGGCAUCGAAAAGCAGCAAAGUCGUAUUUUGCCCGUGCCCUUCAAGCGACAACGAAAGGGAAUAAUAUGGACGCGGUCGUGAUUGCCAGUUCUUCCCACCAUGAAAUCAUGUACAAUAAUGGUUUGCACUUAUUGCUUCAGGGAGAAUACGCACUGGCAUUUCGAUGUUUUAAUGAGUCGUCGCGAUUGUUUUUCAACCGACCUAAAUUGUGGUUACGUCUGGGUGAAUGCUGUACAGCUGCUUUCGCCAAGAAGCAAAAGUUAGCUGUUAUGGCAGGAAACAAGAGCGGUUUAAUUCAGGGCAUUGUGGGCUCUGGAUCACACCGUCGCGUGCUCCUUCCUACUAGUUUGCCGUCUACAGCGUCACUGGAUAUUACACUUCCAGCAAAAAGUGUUAAUGGCAAUGGAACUCAUAAAGCGUCUAUAGAUGCAAAUGAUACGGAUGGUGCUCCAACUAUGAAUUUGCCAUUUGGAGCGAAAUGCUUUAAGAAUGUGGUGUUACUAUGCAAUCAGCUGCUAACGUCAGCAAGUGCAAAUGGAAGUGUGAAUGCAAGUGGUGAGGCCAUUGAGAGCAAAGCACCUGAUGUAAAGGCGCUUGAUUCUUUGCGUCAGAAAGCGCUGGUAAACUUGUCGUACGUUUACUUGUCAAUGUACGAACCUCAAUUAGCGAUCACAAGUGCUAAAGAGUUGCUAGAGCUGCCCACUUGCUCGAAAGCAAACUCCUUUUUGGCACGAUCAUACACAGCAGAGGCUCUGUGUAUGCUAUCUAGGGCGUCAAAAGCGACUGAAAUAUUGCAGGCAGAGAGAGACUUGAUGGGUUUGGCUGAAGAAUACGCUCGUGAGGCUAACAUUCAGUUGUCUAUGGCUCGAGCUGGUGUUCACGUGAACAAUGCCACUUCUCUUUUGCUGCAAGGUCGCACUUCAGAAGCUGAAGAGAGCGUGACGCGCGCCGUACGAGAAAAUCCGAACUGCCGUGAGUCACUCGAAUUACUAGUGUACGUUUUACUGAAAAAGGGGGACACAAAGAAGGCGCUUCGUGUACUUAAAGAAGCGCAGGUAAUGCAGUAA